Corapipo altera (White-ruffed manakin) is the source of this 1993-nucleotide messenger RNA. RefSeq names its product adipogenesis associated Mth938 domain containing (gene AAMDC). The transcript is spliced from 4 exons. NCBI's taxonomy places the organism in Eukaryota, Metazoa, Chordata, Aves, Passeriformes, Pipridae. Bases 118 to 486 code for a protein of 122 amino acids. Gene Ontology annotation, biological process: positive regulation of fat cell differentiation. The record is from RefSeq and is a predicted model, not a curated record. Gene Ontology annotation, cellular component: cytoplasm.
CGCGCGCGGGGCGGUGAGUGCGGCGCGUCGGGGAGCUCGGCGUGAGGGGCGGCGGGGAGGGAGACUCCGGUCCUGGGCCGAGCCUGGGCCUUGUCACGACUUUGUUUCAACUUUGUGAUGUCUUCCCCUGAAAUUGCUUCCCUUUCUUGGGGUCAGAUGAAGGUGAAAGGCUGCUCUACAACAUAUAAGGACUGCAAAGUAUGGCCGGGAGGAAGCCGGACGUGGGAUUGGCGAGAAACUGGGACUAAUCAUUCUCCAGGAGUGCAGCCCGCUGACCUUGAAGAAGUCGUCAAGAAGGGUGUUAAAACUGUGGUGAUUGGCCGUGGAAUGAAUGAGGCUUUGCAGGUUCCAGUAUCCACCGUGGACUAUCUGAAGAAGAACGGGAUUGAUGUGUUGGUCUUGCAAACGGAGAAGGCUGUGGCAGAGUACAACACCCUGGCUGCUCAGGGGGUCAGAGUGGGGGGAGUCUUCCACUCAACCUGCUGAAGCAUUACAGCUCAUCCCACCUCCCCUGACUGCAGCCAAAUCACGGACACACCUCUGCUGAAUCAAAUUACAGUCAACAGAGUGUGAACUCAGGUGCCAAGGCAUUUGUGCGCUGACGGUUUAUUAGUUCAGGAUUUAAACAAAUUGAGGGCUCACAAAAUGGAGCUGGGAAUGAAAUUAUUUAAUUACAGAAUAAUUUCUGUAUAUUCUUAAGAUUGGCCUAACCUUCCUCUGAAGGCUGUCCGUAGUCUGGUUACUUAACUUUUCACCUGUUGACUAAAUCAGAAGGUUAUGUUCUGAAUGCUUUUAUUAGAAAAUGUCCCAAAAUUACGUUAUUGGCUAUUGGAAUGCAGCCAUAAAUUAGCUGAUGAGCACAGUCAAGUGGUAGAUCUGAAGCAGUAAGGAAGCACUUUGCCACCACUGGAUAAAGUAGUUAAAAAUAAAACAAAAUUAAAAAGUAAACUCAGAAUAUGCAACUUUGCGUCCUGCUGGUGACUUCAGUCAGGAUAUUUGCUAAUUCGUGAACAUCACAUAAUGUAACACUUCUGAAUUUUUUAUUGAACCUGACAAAGAGGAAAACAUCUACAGGGUAUAGACAUAAAAUAUGGGCCCUAAAGAAUGUUCUUAUUAAUUGCCAGUUCUGAGGAUUGAGUUGUCCAAUACAUAUCUAUUCAGAAAUGCUUAAAAUCAUCUGAAAGAUGCGUUACAAAAUCAGAGUUUGCAGCAGCAUAAAAUGUUGAUCCUUAGGAAAUCAGUAGAAAUUGCUGCUAGCAAGGUGCUGCUGGCAAGCUGGGGAUGGUUGUGAGAAUUAUUGCUGGUUGUCAUAAUCUGAUGCUUUAAAUGCUGCACCAACAAGUAUAUUAUUACACUGAAAAUUUAAAAAGUUCUCUUGGUUGUUGUUCUUGGUGGGCUUCUAUUAAGUAGAUCUUUUUUCCCACCAGGGUCACUAUUUCUUGUUCUGUGCAUAUUGAUUUUGUAUGUGUUAAUGAAAGUACAGAGAUGAGGCUGUACAAGCCCUGAGGCAGUUGGUGCUACUCAGGCAGUAGCAGAGAGGCUUAGAUUGAUAUGAGAACACAAUGACUCCCCCCAAAUACUAUGUUCUUUUUCUGUUUAUUUGGUGUAGUAAUCAUUUAAAACCUUUUAUCUGAUAAAAAACAAUGUGGUGUAAAAGUAAAGGGAAAGUGAGUACUUGAAAGUUUUAUCAUGCAAUCUCCUAAUUACAGCAAUGUUUUCUGUUAGUGUAGCUAUAUUUGAGGCAAAAUCUUAUCUAACCCAGCAGGAACUGCCUUUCCAGCUGCAUCUGUGUUCUGUGAUGCAGCAGCUGGUAAAAUGCUCAUUGUAGCUACUGUGAUAUUUUUCUGAAUAACUUGCCUGGCGUGAAGUAGAAGGUGAACCACUGACCUAGAAGACUGUGGUCAUCCCAAGGGAAUGCCAGCAGAACGAGUUCCUACCAAAUCACAGAGUGUGAAGGCUUUUUGCAUUAAAUGUUGUUGUCUUACAGUGAAAA